Durusdinium trenchii is the source of this 1233-nucleotide messenger RNA. The record is from the annotation of a GenBank genome assembly. NCBI's taxonomy places the organism in Eukaryota, Dinophyceae, Suessiales, Symbiodiniaceae.
AUGCAGGCAACUACGCCUGUCGAUCCCCGCGUGUUAGAUGCUAUGCUCCCGUACUACCACGGCCGCUUUGGGAAUCCUCACAGCCGAAGUCACUCCUAUGGUUGGGAUGCCGAAGAAGCAAUCGAAAAGUCUUUUUCUUUCGUUUGCUCCUGGAUGUCCAAGCUGUUUGAGGAGAUUUUCUUCACCUCAGGAGCAACAGAGUCGAACAACAUGGCAAUCAAAGGAGUUGCGGAGUUUUACGAAGGGUCUGGAAAGAAGCACAUUGUCACGACUCAGACUGAGCACAAGUGUGUCCUGGCCAGUUGCCGCCGCCUCGAAGUCGACAAGGGUUGGAGUGUGACCUAUCUUCCUGUCGACAAGUAUGGGCUCGUGAACCUGCAGGAGCUGGAAGAUGCCAUUCGAGACGACACUGCCUUGGUCUCAGUGAUGCACAUCAACAAUGAGAUUGGCACCAUGCAGCCAGUGGAAGAGAUUGGACGUAUUUGUGCCAAGAAGCAGGUGUUUUUUCACACAGAUGCGGCUCAGAGUGUUGGCAAGGUGCCAGUGGAUGUCAAGCACGUUGGUGCAGCUUUGAUGUCUAUCUCAGCUCACAAGAUGUACGGCCCAAAAGGGGUUGGCGCUUUGUAUGUUCGACGAAAGCCAAGAGUUCGCCUGCGCCCGGUCAUUGACGGUGGGGGUCAGGAGCGUGGCAUGCGCAGCGGCACAUUGGCCACUCCUCCCAUCGUCGGUUUUGGAGCAGCAGCCGAGGUUUGCAUGCAAGAGAUGGACAAUGACACCAGGCAUGUACAGAAGCUGUAUAAGCGCAUGCAUGACAAAAUCACUGAAGAGUUGCCGCAGAUCACUUUGAAUGGAUCACCUUCGCAGAGGUGGCCUGGCAAUGUGAACUUGUCGUUCGCCUGCGUGGAGGGUGAAAGCCUCCUCAUGUCACUUGCCAAGACUACUGCAGUGUCCAGUGGCUCUGCUUGCACCAGCGCAUCACUUGAGCCGUCCUACGUCCUGCGAGCCAUUGGAGUGUCCGAGGACCUCGCGCACACGUCGCUGCGCUUUGGCAUUGGCCGCUUUACCACUGAGGCGGAAGUGGACAACACCGUGAAUGAUGUCGUGAGGGAGGCAGUCUGGUUUAGUGCGGGUGUCACGUAUCGCAUGCUGCAGUGCGCCUUGCUGUUGACAGGUGAGAAGACUCCGAGAGAUGAGCCCCCCUUUGGGAACUCGAGCUUGAGGCCUUUGUGUUGA